UCAAUAUGUCGGUCAUCAACGACUCAAAAGAAUCCUGAUCUCGUUAUACGAUCAGUUCAGGCCAGCCAACUAGAAGAAGGGCAAAAGCUACGUGCAGAUGCAACCCACCAGUUUCCCAUAGCGAUGCUCCUACUCGCCGAGAGCAGUGAGAAAAAGGAGAAAGCGUACGUACAGUACACGCCCAAGAAACCAUCAAGAUAG
Messenger RNA from Alternaria burnsii, 201 nucleotides. RefSeq lists its product as uncharacterized. NCBI's taxonomy places the organism in Eukaryota, Fungi, Ascomycota, Dothideomycetes, Pleosporales, Pleosporaceae. The annotation marks the transcript as partial. The record is from RefSeq and is a predicted model, not a curated record. The transcript is spliced from 3 exons.